Pseudomyrmex gracilis is the source of this 2693-nucleotide messenger RNA. RefSeq names its product neprilysin-like. The record is from RefSeq and is a predicted model, not a curated record. Gene Ontology annotation, biological process: protein processing. NCBI's taxonomy places the organism in Eukaryota, Metazoa, Arthropoda, Insecta, Hymenoptera, Formicidae. Gene Ontology annotation, cellular component: plasma membrane. The transcript has 19 exons. The coding region runs from base 355 to 2523 and encodes 722 amino acids. Gene Ontology annotation, molecular function: metalloendopeptidase activity.
CUUAAAUAGACUUAGUCAGGUUUAGCCAGCGCACUGCUUCGAUGGUUGAUGAUUUCGUCUCGGAAUUUACUUUUACGUCUGACUAUUUCGAAAGAAAUUAGAACACUAUUUAUCAACAAAAAGCUAAAAUAUCUCUCGUUGGAUUAAAACACCUCAUGUAGAUAUAUGCGUCUUAAAUACUCUACGACAUUUGAACAGCACAUUACUCGACGUAUAUUACAUAUGAGUCUUAAUUAAACUAUCCAGGCGCAAAUAUACGUUCAUUAGUGACCAUCUUUGAAAUCGCGAACACAAAGUCGAAAACCGAGCGCUGCCGAUUCACCUUUGUAUUUUGUGUUACACAUUUCUCACACUAUGGGGACGUACCGUUUCUUUAUAGUUUUUUUGAUAGCUGUAACGUACGCGCAUGUUACGUUUGGCGAUGCGGCGACGAACAGUCAAUAUACGUUAUGCGCCACUAAUGAAUGUAUAAACUCAGCUUCGGAGAUUUUAUCGAAACUCGAUCGUACCGUUGAUCCUUGUGACAAUUUUUACAAAUUUGCCUGUGGCGGAUGGUUACAAAAUAACCGAGCAAAUCAGUCAUUUCCAAAAAUUGACUUUUUCUCAGUGCUCACAAGAAAAACAGCGAAUCAGCUUCGAGAAAUGUUAGAAGCAUCGAAUAAGCCAGGUGAUACUAUGUCUUUGCUAAAAGCGAAACAUGUAUUCGCGCAGUGCAUGGAAGAUAGUGAACCAGUCGGUAGAAGUAACUUGAGCGCUAUUGUAAAUAGUUACGGCGGAUGGCCAAUAGUUAUGUCUCAUCACGAUUGGAAUAAGAAAAAUUUGACGUGGCAAGAUAUUAGCACCAUUAUACAUGAAAAACAGUUUGACAACGGUCUUUACAAUAUAUACGUGUUUAUAGAUAGCAAGAUGUCCAACAGUAACGUUAUCUAUAUUCUUGAACCUCCAUUUUCUGCAUCUCAAGACGACAUAAUUAAGCUGAACAACACUGUUUCACGAAACGAAAGCGCUAACUCCGACAUCGUAAGCUUUGCGAAACGUCUCAUAGAAGAAACUGGCCAAAUCGUCGAGAUGGAUAAUCUUAUUCAAGACGCACUUGACAUGUUACAGUUUGAGAUGGAACUGGCUAACUUAACAAGCACCGAGGAAAACCUGAUAGACGUUGAUAAAUAUUACAUUCCGUUAACAAUUCAACAAUUACAAGAAGAGUACGACAAGAAACAUCCCGGAAUGAAUGGGAAGAUAGACUGGCAUUCAAGUAUUCAGGAAGUGUUUGCAUCGGAAGGAAUCGCGAUUGAACCGUCUGAAAAGAUCAUCGUUCCAGCGUAUAAAUAUCUCACCAAUUUGGUACCGUUGUUAGAGCGAACACCGUCACGUACUAUUGUUAAUUUCAUGAUAUGGACUGUAAUCAAAAAGUUUUCUGACUAUAUCAAACCACAGAAAGUAAACAGUAUCGCUAUAAUGAACGUGGUCAGUGAACAAUCGGGAGAAAAUGAUACAAAGUGGAUAAGUUGCAUAAACAAACCCAACUUAAAAUCUGCUAUUUCGCAUGAAUACAUCAAGAAAUACGUAUCGUUCGAAAACAUACAGGACAUCAAAGAAAUAACUACGGACAUUAAAGACGCCAUUCGUCAACAAAUACAAAACGUCACAUGGAUGGACGAGCCUACAAGAGUGGCGUCUCUCGAGAAACUCGAGUAUAUGAGGCACGAAUUUUUUAAGCCCGACUGGUACAGCGACGAAGCUAUUGACGGAUAUUACGAAGACCUGAACAUCACUAUGGGAUAUCUGGACAAUAUCAUAAAUAUAUUGAAAUUCGAAAGAAAGAAAAGGAUAAACUUGCUAAGGACACCCGCAGACAAAAAACAAUGGUUUUUUGAACCGACAAAUCCGCAGGCAUACUACUCCCAGUACAUCAAUAAAAUCGUUUUUACUGCUGCUUUAUUACAAAAUCCUCUAUAUGACAGAAAUCGUGUUGCGUUAAUGAACUAUGGAACGCUAGGAUUUUGUGCAGGACAUGAAAUGAAUCACGCCUUCGAUCAUAUGUAUCGUAAGCACGACAAAAAUGGCAAUGCUAUAAAAUGGUGGACACAAAAGACUAUCGAUGAGUACGAAAUUAUAACGCAAUGUUUCAUCGACCAAUACAACGAGUAUCUGGUUCCGAAUCUAGAAGAUAUUCGUGUGAACGGACGACGGACGCUCGGAGAGAAUAUAGGCGAUUCUGCUGGAAUUGUUGCUGCAUAUUACGCGUACAAGAACAGAAAAGCAAGAUUGAAUGAAACAAAAUGGCGACUGCAAGGACUGGAGGAUUACAGCGAAGAUCAGAUCUUCUUCUUGUCUGCAGCUCAAUUAUUCUGCGAAACUGCCAUGCCGGAACAGAUAAAGGAAAGUGUGUCGGACGAACAUCCUGGAAACGAAAUUAGGAUUCGCGGCAGCUUUUCAAACUUUCGUGAAUUCUCCAAAAUUUACAACUGCUCCCCGGAAAAACCAAUGAAUCCCGAAAACAAGUGCGCACUUUGGUACUAAAUCGACGAAUCAAAUAAUAAAGAGAGAGAGAGAGACGUAUGGAAGCAUUUUAACGACAAAAUUGUAAACGCGGUUUUCUUUCUUUUUUUAAGCAAACAAUUCCUUUGUAAUAAUACAUAAAGAACAUCAGAUAUGUAAUAUAUCAGUGCUUGUUAAAAAAAAAAUAUACA